GAUCUGGCUGCUGCUGACAGAGCAAAGAGACAAAUCCAACAAGAACGAGAUGAACUGCAGGAUGAGAUCAAUAGCCAGAAUGCCAAGAACUCACUGAGCAGCGAUGAGAGGAGGAGACUGGAGGCACGUAUUGCUCAGCUUGAGGAGGAACUUGAGGAGGAACAUCUCAAUGUGGAACUGGUCAAUGAUCGACUGAAGAAAGCGACACUGCAGGCUGAGCAGGUUACAGUGGAGUUGUCUGCAGAGCGUGGUAAUAGCCAGCGUCUGGAGGGUUUGCGCUCUCAGCUGGACCGUCAGAACAAGGACCUAAAGCAGAAGCUUCAGGAUUUAGAGGCAACUGUGAAGAGCAAGUACAAGUCCACUAUUGCUGCUCUGGAGGCCAAGAUCCCACAGCUCGAAGAGCAGUUGGAUAUUGAGAUGAAGGAGAGGCAGCAGUCCACUAAACAGGUGCGGCGUAUGGAGAAGAAACUCAAAGAGAACUCGCUGCAGGUUGACGAUGAGAGACGCAAUGCAGAACAAUUAAAAAAUGAGAUUGAGAAGCUGAACACUCGUAUGAAGCAGUUGAAGAGGCAGCUAGAGGAGACUGAGGAGGAAGCGGCUCGAGCUAACGCCUCCCGCAGGAAGCUGCAGAGAGAGCUGGAUGAUGCCACAGAGUCUGCUAAUCUUAUGAACCGAGAGAUCAGCACCCUAAAGAACAAACUCAGGCGGGGAGAUUUCACUGUCAACGUACGUCGUACAGCUGGACGCUCGGGUGUGGAUAGUGAUGAGGAGAACAGUCUAAAAAGUGAUGGGUCGGAGCCAACUCCUGAGUAAAUUUCAGCGUAUCAAAGCUGAGCCUAUGGGUAUUACAGAUGAGGAUCUAUUAUUUGCCACCAAGUUUGUCAUUUAAAUGAAAUUUGUAUGCUUUGAGGGCAACUGUAUCCUUAAUCAAAAUCUCAUGUCAAAAUCUGCUUUAAAACAUUGAACAUUUUCACUGUUUUAAAGCAGAUU
Molecule: messenger RNA, 990 nt
Organism: Sinocyclocheilus grahami
Lineage: Eukaryota; Metazoa; Chordata; Actinopteri; Cypriniformes; Cyprinidae
Gene: myh9b
Product: myosin-9
Exons: 6
Cellular component (GO): bicellular tight junction; myosin complex
Source: RefSeq, a predicted model, not a curated record